UUCUUCAUAAAUAGAAAAUGUAUUUUCUUUUUCUAAAUAGAACAUAUAGUUGAAAAAUCUUGUUCCUAAUUAGCAAAUUUAACCCUGACCCUUGGUAAGAGGAUUAGGUUAUGUACUUUAUAUGGCUUGAUUAUAUUAAUAUUCAUGUAUUUGAUGGUUUCAGGUAGAUUAUGGAGCGGCUAUUCCUCUACCUUUCAAUAUGGAGAUUCUGAAACACGCAAGAUUUUGCUGCAUGCGAAGGUUCCUCCCAAAGUUAAAUUCCACAACAUAUGUGGGAUCAAUCUUGAGACACCUCACAGUGUUGGUUAUGGAAGUGAAGAUGCACCUGUUGCAGAUUUAUCAGAACUAAGAUUUCUCCAGGCUAAAUAUGUAUGUGUUGAUGGCGGUGGGACUGUUCCAACUGAAUCAGCCAAGGUUCUCUAGCUUCCGUGUUAAACGAUUAUUUCCGAUGUGAUGAUCUACCAUAUUAAUUAUGCUACGAAAAUUAAAAAUUG
Pistacia vera is the source of this 494-nucleotide messenger RNA. RefSeq names its product lecithin-cholesterol acyltransferase-like 4. The coding region runs from base 145 to 423 and encodes 92 amino acids. NCBI's taxonomy places the organism in Eukaryota, Viridiplantae, Streptophyta, Magnoliopsida, Sapindales, Anacardiaceae. The record is from RefSeq and is a predicted model, not a curated record. The transcript has 3 exons.